AUGGUACUAAAAAUUCCAUAUAGUACUGUACUGACUACAGCCAUAGUUACAUCAUGUAAAAAUGGUGCAACAGUAUUGAGAUUCCUAUUAAAACAAUUUGUAGGAACUUCUAUGAACUUAAUAUUUAUUCAUGUCUGA
Molecule: messenger RNA, 138 nt
Organism: Entrophospora sp. SA101
Lineage: Eukaryota; Fungi; Glomeromycota; Glomeromycetes; Entrophosporales; Entrophosporaceae
Source: the annotation of a GenBank genome assembly